This is a messenger RNA of Anopheles arabiensis, 1562 nucleotides long. RefSeq lists its product as uncharacterized. NCBI's taxonomy places the organism in Eukaryota, Metazoa, Arthropoda, Insecta, Diptera, Culicidae. The transcript is spliced from 3 exons. The coding region runs from base 262 to 1182 and encodes 306 amino acids. The record is from RefSeq and is a predicted model, not a curated record.
GGCUUCUUAGUGUUUAGUGAUAACAUCGGCACAGAGCACCAGCACCGCAGAUGAGCGUCUAGUCCGUGUGUCCGUGAAAUUGAGUGUGUGGCAAAGCAGUAGCAGCAGCAGCAGCAGCAGCGGUGGAGAGUGUGACGUAGUGCAAGGAUUCCAGGAGCUUCAGCAAACUCCUUCGAAGGAUACAGACCGUCGCGAUCCGCCUGCUUCUUGUUCUGUGUGGUAGUGCAGUUCUAGCGUGUCGAUCGACCUGAUAGCAAAAACAUGUCACUCAAGAAGGUAGUGUCGAUCCUGGUGAUCUGCGUGGUCGCCGUGCAGGGUGCGAGUGUGCCGCAGAAGGACACGAGUCUGGCCAGCCGGUUGAGCUGGGACUGCGCCAACGAUGUGAACUGUGUGGCCGGUCUGGCGAAAGAUGUGAUGCAAAAGCUGCAGUCCCGUCGCUCGAUCGACUUCGGUGUGUUCAGCGUUCAGCCCGUCGAGCACGUCCCAGUGGACGGUGAGGGACGAUCGUCGCUGGACUUCCUCAGCUCCAACGCACUGCAGGUGCCGGUUGGACCGACCGUGCUCAACGUCGAGCGUUCUGCCGACUAUCCGAACUACGUCGAGGUGUCGCUGCUCAAAAAGGAAGACGGAGCCCGCGGACGCACCCGCAAGCACAUGCGCUUCUUUGUGCCCGCGUUCCUGGUCUUCAGCCAGAUCGGCUGGUAUGCGCUUGCCAUCGCCGGCGUGAAGCUGCUUGCGAUUAAGGCCUUUUUGGUCGCUAAAAUUGCCCUAAUUGUCGUAGCGAUGAUGACGUUCAAGAAGCUCAUGGAGCCGGUCGCUGUCAUGCCAGCACCGUACUUCGACCAUCCGGAACCGUUCAUGAUGCCGUACGGUAUGGACUUCCACCACGGGUUCGGUGGUGCUAGCAACGACAUGUACUCGAUGGGACUGGGCGGCCAUCUCGGACACCACGACGGACCGUCGGCCCUGCACGCCGCCGAAGGUGGUCUCGGUGCUGCCAGCAACGUGAAUGCCGCCGUCGUCGAUGCAGCCGCUUCUACCGCGACCGACAAGUCGAGCAGCUCGGCGGCCCAGCCCGUGGCGGUUGCCGGCGGCAGUGAGCGUCACCAUUUCGGCGCCGGAAGCAAGAUUAAGCGACAAGACGUCUACGCGCAGCCCCAGGCCGCCAAGUACUUCAGAUAGGAGCAUCUACCCAGCCACAGCAUCUAAUACUACCAUACGCUCGCUGAACUGCAACGCAAAACGGCAUCCGACACUCGAGAACGAUGCAACGGUUGCGGCAUCGAAGAUCGCGCACAGGGAGGGAGAUCGUCCUGCCGCCCUGUGUGGUGUCUGUUGUAUUAUUUGUUUCCCCCACGAUGUCUCCCGGUCGCCACCCCCCGGCCGGGUGGUGAUCGCGCCGAAGACAGCACAAGCCUGACGAACCUGUAAACUGUUGCCAAAAUUGUCCCCCCAACCUCAACUCCCUCCCCAGCUCCUCCCUCCCUGCCCCAUCCCCCCAAGCAUCCCGAAAUAAAGCAUAUUUAUUUAUUUAUUUAUUACUUGUGACGGAAAAAAUCGUA